Messenger RNA from Hydra vulgaris (swiftwater hydra), 1535 nucleotides. Lineage: Eukaryota; Metazoa; Cnidaria; Hydrozoa; Anthoathecata; Hydridae. The record is from RefSeq and is a predicted model, not a curated record.
AUGGAAACUGGAAGUAAAAUAAGAACAGGCACAUCAAAGGGAGGGGUUCCAAAGUUUUUAGGAAAAAGAAUAAAACAUAAAAUGGUAGAUAAUGAUGGCAAGGAUGUAUGGUAUUCAGGGCUCGUGGUUAGUGUUCUAGACGACAAUGAAUUUGAUGAAGAGUGUGAGUUUCAGAUACUAUAUGAUGGAUAUGAAGAUAAAAACUUAGGUAGGAAAGAAUACAACAAACAAAACAGAAAAGCAUUAAACAUUGAUCAUGAUUGCAGAAGAAAAUAUGCUAGAAUACAGAAUUGUAAGAAAUUUGAUUGCCCAGCUCAACUUAUCAUAACAGAAUACUUAGAAUUUCCAGAAUAUAAACUUAUAUUGGAUACUGUCAGAAAUAGAAAAGCAAAAUCAAAAGAGCUACGAUAUGCGAUAAUGUUAUCUAAGAAAAAAAUCUAUCAAAUCAGAAAAUUUUGUGUUGCAGUACCAGAUAUUUCAGCACACAAUGGUCAUAUAAUUACCAAGGAUGCUGGUAUAACUCAGAGAAUUGACCCUGAACUGGUAUCUGCUAUUGACAUGUAUGUUAAAGAAGAUGUAUUGAGCACAAAAGAAAUGAAGCGCUUAUUAAAAAUCCAAGUGAAAAACAGUUUCAGUAAAGUCGGUCAUGUUCUACCAGAAUUCUCAAAUAAAAGAUUUUAUCCCCGUAAUUCCACUAUCCACAAUCACAUAACAAUUUCUAGACGAAAAUUAAGUAAAUCUCUUAUUGAUCAAGAAUGUCUUCAGUCAAAAAUUAAGGAAUGGAGAGCAUUAGAUCCUACUAUAAGUAUAUUCUUUAGACCUAAAGGGCAUUUUGAAAAAGACCUUACUGUAGACAGUGACCAUGAAGAUGAUAAUGUGAAACUAACAGGUGCAAGUGAAACCUCUUUGCUCUUUGUCUAUCAAAAUAAAUGGCAGAAGAGGCUGUUAGCUAAAUAUGGUAAUGAACUAGUUUUAUUGGAUGCAACAUAUCGUACCACACGUUAUGCAUUGCCGCUUUUCUUUUUUGUGGUAAAAACCAAUAUUGAUUAUCAAGUGGUUGGAUUAUUUGUAUGUGAAAACGAAACUGAGGAUUCAAUCAGUGAGGCUCUUUUGUAUAUUAAGUCUUGGAAUAAUGACUUAAAUCCAAAGUAUGGAAUGUCAGACUAUUGUGUUGAAGAGAUUAAUAGUUUAGAGAAGGUUUUUGUCGGUUGUGUUGUAUUCAUAUGUGAUUUUCACAGAGAACAAGCGUGGGACCGUUGGCUGAAAACAAAAUCUAAUGGCUUAACACAAGAUAGGUUAAAGAUCUUAUGCUUACUUAGAAUGAUAGCACGUGCAGACACAGUUGAGAUAUGUGAAGCAGAAAUAAAUAAUUUGAAAAACUGUUUUUAUUGGAUAAAUAACAAAGCUCUAAGAGAAUAUUUAUCAAGAUAUUGGUUACCAAUAAAGCAUGUAAGUUUUUAUUUGUUGAGAUUUGAGAGCUGAAUGAAACCUGCAAAUGGAAAACUGUAUAAUUUUUGUUUGCUUUUUUUAUCUCU